Eremothecium gossypii ATCC 10895 is the source of this 1083-nucleotide messenger RNA. RefSeq names its product Ste50p (gene STE50). The record is from RefSeq and is marked provisional. Lineage: Eukaryota; Fungi; Ascomycota; Saccharomycetes; Saccharomycetales; Saccharomycetaceae. The transcript has a single exon. Gene Ontology annotation, biological process: signal transduction. Bases 1 to 1083 code for a protein of 360 amino acids.
AUGUCUGCAACACCGGAUACCGGGAGCUGUUUGAUAGCGAACCAUUUGAGCUGGACAGUCGAUGAGGUUAUAGAGUGGGCAUUUGGGGAACUGCAGCUGACAGGAGGUGCGAAAAUGGCAGAGACAGCAGGUCCUGAAGCUGCAGGCGGAUGCGAAAAGGACGGUGUGACUGGCGCGCAGCCUGAGGGGCUUGGCGGCUUAACCGAGGCGGGCGGCGCGGGUACUGCGCCGACGUUGGAUUCCUGUAGACGUAACUUUCGGCAGCACAAGAUCACAGGCGAUGUGCUGCCCUUUCUAACGCUGGAUGACUGCAAGCAGUUGUUCGACGGCGAUGCGCGACUGGGUGUGAAGUUCAAGAUAGCCAUCAACGGACUCAAGAGAUUCGAAAGCGGCACUACGGCCAUCAACAAGGAGCUCGUGGCAACAUUGAACAAUCUGCAUAAUACGAUCGCCGAUAAGCUGCAGGAAUACCAAUCGCAAUACGCCCGUCUGCGUGUGGAUAUUCUAGAGGUAAUGAAACGGAGCAUUACGCCGUCGUCCGGUAUCGCCCCGGGCGCGCAUACGCACCACUCUACACAGAUGCAGGAUUAUUUUGAAAGGCCACAGCAGCACGGUCACUCGGGACAUCCGUCGCCCAUCUCACCGCGUAAUCACCCGGCGGCGCCCGCUGCCCAGCGGAGAACCAGUUCCAAUAACCCUCCGGGUAUUGGCGUGGCGGGUCCUCCGCCUCCAGUUGUUCCUUCGAACGCAGGGAUAGCCACCUCAGGAAACAACAGUUCCGGGCAGGUAUCGACAACUGCUAGCCCCAACGAGCCGCUGAAGCAGCUGCGGGCAUCCAAAGAGGACUCUACAGAAAAGAUUCUGAAAAAUGCUAUGAAGAAACAUAACCUGAACGAGGCGGACUGGCGGCAGUACGUGCUUGUUAUAUGCUAUGGCGACAAGGAGAGAAUCCUAGAAAUGGACGAGCAGCCCGUAGUAAUAUUCAAAAGCUUAAAGCAACAGGGCCUCCAUCCCGCAAUUAUGCUGCGGCAGAAGGGUGACUUCGAGGAAGUUGGCGAUCUGACACCAGGAGGUAGAUUGUAG